GUAACACUGAACGCGCCCGCGCAAUGGGUGCCGGGUCCACCUUUUCCCAGUCGGGACGUAAUCAUGCUUUUUGUUCGGCAAUUGGCGGCUGAGGAGCCGAGGCUCUUUCGCCUUUUUCUACUGUAACUUCUCCGCAUAUGGAGACUAAAUGCUACUGCUGCUACUACGGGGCCAGUUACUGUCUCAGCUCUAGAAUGUGCGUUCUUCCACUAGAAGCUCUUCUGAGGGAGGCAAUUAAAAAACAGUGGAAUGGAACGACGGUGCUGUAGUCAUCCUAUGUUAUGCUCCUUGCCAACAAUGUAUACAUUCCUGCUAGGUGCCGUAUUCAUUGCUUUAAGCUCGAGUCGCAUCUUACUGGUGAAAUAUUCUGCCAAUGAAGAAAACAAGUAUGAUUAUCUUCCAACCACUGUGAAUGUGUGCUCGGAACUGGUGAAGCUGGUUUUCUGUGUGCUUGUGUCAUUCUGUGUUAUAAAGAAAGAUCAUCAAAGUAGAAAUUUGAAAUAUGCUUCCUGGAAGGAAUUAUCUAAUUUCAUGAAGUGGUCCAUUCCUGCCUUUCUUUAUUUCCUGGAUAACUUGAUUGUCUUCUAUGUCCUGUCCUAUCUUCAACCAGCCAUGGCUGUUAUCUUCUCAAAUUUUAGCAUUAUAACAACAGCUCUUCUAUUCAGGAUAGUGCUGAGGAGGCAUCUAAACUGGAUCCAGUGGGCUUCCCUCCUGAUUCUAUUUUUGUCUAUCGUGUCCUUGACUGCCGGGACGAAAACUUUACAGCACAACUUGGCAGGACAUGGAUUUCAUCACGAUGCCUUCUUCAGCCCAUCCAAUUCCUGCCUUCUUUUCAGGAGUGAGUGUCCCAGAAAAGACAAUUGUACAACAAAGGAGUGGACUUUUACUGAAGCUAAAUGGAACACCACAGCCAGGGUUUUCAGUCACAUCCGUCUUGGCUUGGGCCAUGUUCUUAUUGUAGUCCAGUGUUUUAUUUCUUCAAUGGCUAAUAUCUAUAAUGAAAAGAUAUUGAAGGAAGGGAACCAGCUCACUGAAAGCAUCUUCAUACAGAACAGCAAACUCUAUUUCUUUGGCAUUCUGUUUAAUGGGCUGACUCUGGGCCUUCAAAGGAGUAACCGUGAUCAGAUUAAGAACUGCGGAUUUUUUUAUGGCCACAAUGCAUUUUCAGUAGCCCUUAUUUUUGUAACUGCAUUCCAGGGCCUUUCGGUGGCUUUCAUUCUGAAGUUCCUGGAUAACAUGUUCCAUGUCUUGAUGGCCCAGGUUACCACUGUCAUCAUCACAACAGUGUCUGUCCUGGUCUUUGACUUCAGGCCCUCCCUGGAAUUUUUCUUGGAAGCUCCAUCAGUCCUUCUCUCUAUAUUUAUUUAUAAUGCCAGCAAGCUUCAAGGUCCAGAAUAUGCACCUAGGCAAGAAAGGAUCCGAGAUCUAAGUGGCAAUCUUUGGGAACGUUCCAGUGGGGAUGGAGAAGAACUAGAAAGACUUACCAAACCCAAGAGUGAUGAGUCAGAUGAAGAUACUUUCUAAUUGGUACCCACAUAGUUGGCAGCUCUCUCAAAUCUUAUUUUCACAUUUUCAGUGUUUGUAAUACUUAUCUUUUUACCUGGAUAAGCCAGAAAUGUUUCUAAAUCAUAAUAUUCUUUGCAUAUAUCUAGCUGCUCCCUAAAUGGUUCCAUCCAAGGCUUAGAGUAAAAGGCUAAGAAAUUCUAAGGAACUGAUAUAGGAGUAACAAUAUGAAGAACUGGUUAAUAUCUAAGUACUUGAUAAAUCAACAAGAUAUAUUUGCAGAUUAUUUUCCUUGGCCUCCGAGCUUCCAAAAAACUUACAAUAAUCACAUUAGCUAUACCCUAUAAGUAUACAUAGAGAGAUCAGUUUACCAGAUACAGUUAUGUAGUUCUAGUCUACAUGCCAAAGUCUUCCUUUUUUUAACAUUAUAAAUAUCUAGGUUGUCCUUUGGAUUUUGAGGUCCUAGAGAUAGUCAUUUUGCAAGUAAAGAGCAAUGGGACUCUUUUUAAAAAUGUUGGUUGAAUGACUUAAAUACCUGGCCAUACCAUAGAUUUGGGAUAAUGUAGUCUGUGCUAAAUGUUUUACUGAGGAAGCAGUUUCUCAGACACAAAAUCUCAGAACUUUAAUUUUUAGAAAUUCAUGGGAAAUUUGAUUUUUGUAAUAAUUUUUUGAUGUUUUAAACAUUGGUUCCCUAGUCACCACAGUUACCACUUGUAUUUUAAAUCACUUAAACAAGCCAUGAUGUGGCUUUUUCCUCCACAGUUUGAGUAUGACAAAAUCUUGACGUCAUUGCUCCUGAAUUAUUACAUUUUGGAGAAUAAGAGGGCAUUUUAUUUUAUUAAUUAUUAAUUCAAGCUGUGAGUAUUGUAUAUCUUUCCCAGAGUUGAGACACUGGCUUCAGAAUCACACGAGAUUGUCAGUAAAGCAGAUGCCUAGGAGCUUUAAAAGGGAUCUUUUCAAAAGGAUCACUUUCCAAACAUGUUGACUUUUGCUGACAUAUGAAUAUUUCUACUCUAAAAAUAGACCAGUAAUAAAUAAGUCAUUUUACAGUACUACUUCACACUUAUAAGUGCAUGGUAUUUUUCAUGGUGUUUUGCAUGCAGCCAAUUAACUCUCGUAGAUAGAGAAGUCAGGUGAUAGAUGAUUUUAAAAAUGAGAAAACGUAAGUGACUUUCCCAGGGUCUUGCAGCUGGGUGAUGAUAAAAGAGCGGGCAUUAACUGGCAGGCCUGUAUAUUUACAGACUACCAUACUGUACAUGAGCUUUGUGGUGUCAUUCUCAGACAACUUGUACAUUUCUUCUCUUCUUUCUCCUAAUUUUCAUGCAGGUGAAUAUAAGGUAAUACUGUCAUGUAAUUCAUUUGUGAUAUCCACAAUAAUAACGACUGGCAAGAAUUGGUGGAAAUUUGUAAUUAAAAUAAUUAUUAAACCUA
Saimiri boliviensis boliviensis (Bolivian squirrel monkey) is the source of this 2934-nucleotide messenger RNA. Lineage: Eukaryota; Metazoa; Chordata; Mammalia; Primates; Cebidae. The record is from RefSeq and is a predicted model, not a curated record.